AUGUUAGAUAAAAGAGAGACUCGUCAUAAAUCUUGUUUUCUACGUCCAGAUACCGGUCCAUGUAGAGCAGAUCUUAUUCAAUGGUAUUAUGAUGUGAGACAAGCAAAGUGUUAUCGUUUUUAUUGGGGUGGAUGUCAGGGCAAUGGAAACAAGUUCGCCUCAAUGCAAGCAUGUAUAGAAUAUUGCCAACUAAAUACAUCUUAUAUUCAUACAAGAAUCCCAGAUUUUUGUUCUGUAUCAUUUGAUUAUGGUACCUGCUUUGGAUAUUUUCAUCGUUGGGCUUGGGAUAAAUUGACAAAGACCUGUCGUCGAAAACUAUAUUCAGGCUGUGGAGGUAAUCAAAAUAAUUUUCAAAGUCAAGCUGAAUGCAGAGCAACAUGUUUAAGUCCCCCCAAUAAUACCAUGCAAAGAGCUCAUUAUUUUACUACUUGCAUACCACUUCAUGUGCCUGAUAUUCAUUGAAUUAUUAAUUAAACAAGUUUUUUUUUUUAAUAUUUAGGCAAUAAAACAAUUUUAAAUGUGCAAUGUAUUUUAAUAUAAUCAACUACCUGUGAGUAAGAAUUGUAAGUAAAAUUAGACAAUGAAUAUAUUAAUUGUGAAGAUUUUAAUCCAUUUCUGCGAAUGUUCGUAGCAUUAUGAAGUAUGAAAUAGAUGUCUUUAUUAUCUGAAAUACCAAAUUACAAUUAGUUUACUAAUAACAAUUAACUAUAUCUCAACUCCUGAAGUAAAUGAAAUAGCAAAAAUAAAAUGUCAAAACAAACUAAUUGCUUGAUUCUAAUUAAUUCCUAAGACUGAAAAUCUUUUGUAGAAAAAAUGAAUAAAUAAAUUAUAAAAACAUUUUAAA
Molecule: messenger RNA, 844 nt
Organism: Bicyclus anynana (squinting bush brown)
Lineage: Eukaryota; Metazoa; Arthropoda; Insecta; Lepidoptera; Nymphalidae
Product: BPTI/Kunitz domain-containing protein
Exons: 4
Coding region: 1-462 (153 amino acids)
Molecular function (GO): serine-type endopeptidase inhibitor activity
Source: RefSeq, a predicted model, not a curated record